This is a messenger RNA of Xyrauchen texanus (razorback sucker), 6654 nucleotides long. Its product is annotated as forkhead box protein F1. Bases 237 to 1379 code for a protein of 380 amino acids. The transcript has 2 exons. Gene Ontology annotation, biological process: regulation of transcription by RNA polymerase II; animal organ morphogenesis. The record is from RefSeq and is a predicted model, not a curated record. Gene Ontology annotation, molecular function: DNA-binding transcription factor activity, RNA polymerase II-specific; RNA polymerase II cis-regulatory region sequence-specific DNA binding. Gene Ontology annotation, cellular component: nucleus. NCBI's taxonomy places the organism in Eukaryota, Metazoa, Chordata, Actinopteri, Cypriniformes, Catostomidae.
CUCAUAAAGGAGGAGCAAGACGACAGGAUCUGAAGCCGAAAGAGCUAUUUUUUCUUCACUGUUCAGUUUUAUGGUGGAUAGUACUAUCGCAGGAGUAGUGCGCAAUUACGCAUUAUAUAUAUAAAAAACAGAGAGAGAGAGAGUUAUUUUGAAUACCGCAGUGUGUUGUUAAUGAAAGCAGCGUAAAAUUGCUAUUUGUUUGAUCGUGAAUUUUGUCGUGUGUAUGUGUGUGAAGAAUGACGGCUGAAGUGCCGCAGCCCUCCGUGCAGACCCCUGCCCACAGCAGCCCCAUUUCGGAGAAACCGCACGGACAGACGCCUGUGAUGGAGACCUCUUCCUCAUCCAUCACCAAAACCAAAAAGACGAACGCUGGAAUCCGUCGCCCUGAAAAACCUCCGUACUCUUACAUCGCGCUUAUCGUCAUGGCCAUCCAGAGCGCACCAACCAAACGACUCACUCUGAGCGAAAUCUACCAGUUCCUUCAGAGUCGCUUCCCGUUUUUCCGAGGCUCGUAUCAAGGCUGGAAAAACUCGGUGCGUCACAAUUUGUCUCUGAACGAGUGCUUUAUUAAGCUGCCCAAGGGUUUGGGGAGACCCGGAAAGGGUCAUUACUGGACCAUCGACCCGGCCAGUGAGUUCAUGUUUGAAGAAGGAUCAUUCCGCAGGAGGCCGCGGGGAUUCAGGCGCAAAUGUCAAGCGCUAAAACCCUCAAUGUACAGCAUGAUGAACGGGCUGGGAUUCAAUCACAUACCCGAGUCAUAUAACUUUCAGGGGGCCGGUGGAGGCCUGUCUUGUCCUCCAAACAGUUUAUCUUUGGAGAGCGGGAUUGGGAUGAUGAAUGGACAUUUGGCCAGCAAUAUGGAAGGAAUGGGCUUGGCAGGACACUCCAUGUCACAUAUAUCAGCGAGCAGUGGACAUUCCUACAUGGGGAGUUGCACAGGAUCCUCGGGGAGCGAGUACCCCCACCACGACAAUUGCGCAUCGCCGCUUCUCACCAGCGGAGGAGUUAUGGAGCCCCAUCCCGUAUACUCAAGCACGGCUUCGGCCUGGCCUCCAGCGCCUUCCGUUUCUCUCAACAACGGGGCGUCUUACAUUAAACAGCAGCCGCUUUCUCCGUGCAACCCCGGUGCCAACUCACUGCAGCCUAGUUUACCCACACACUCUCUGGAACAGUCCUACCUGCAGCAGAACGGUCAUGGCACCACCGACCUUCAAGGUAUUUCCCGCUAUCAUCCCCAGUCUCCCAGCAUGUGUGACAGGAAAGAGUUUGUCUUCUCUUUUAACGCCAUGGCCUCUUCAGCGAUGCAUUCACCAGGGAGCAGCUCAUACUACCACCACCAGCAGGUCUCCUAUCAGGAUAUCAAACCCUGUGUUAUGUGACAGUAUUAUAACAAACUCUUUGCUGUUCGAACGACGUGCACCUGAAAGCAGACGUGCAGGCUGAAUGCCCAAAUGAAGAGUGGAGUGGUGAAAUGGAAUGGUCUAUGAGAGGACUUCUUUGGAAAGGGACAUGGCAUCAAGCAUUGCCGUAAAUUACUAAACAGAAUUUGAUAAUGGAACCAAAGUAUUAGAAAAUGUCAAACUCAAUACAGGAGCAUUCCAGAAAGGCCAGUUAUGUACUUACAGAGAGGUAAAAAUGGAAAAACAGCUUCAGUUCAAAUCUCUGCAAAUCUUUAGGCCGUGAAAAAAUAAAUAAAUAAAAUAAAAAUAAUAAUAAAUAGAUUUCAGAGCACCUAAUUUCUUACCUCUCGACACUAACUGCUGGCGGAUGACUACCAUUUUGAGUGAAAACUCUCUUUUUUAUUAUUAUUAUUAUUUACUUUUUCGUUUGUAUGAACAUUUGAACAAAAAACAGUUUUAUUUCGGGUUGAGUUGGUGAAUACUUACAGGAAAUGAAGGCACUUUUAAACCAUGAAGCGCAACUUAUUUAUUCUGAUUUUCUUUUUUUAGGCUACAGUUAUAGCCACAGUAUUGACUGCUUUAUUGGCAAUAUUUGCCCAAUGUAUCAUGAAGGUUAAAUAUAAGCACUGUUUGUUAUUUUCAUUGUGUUUAUUUCGUUGUACAUACCCAUAUUGACACGUCUUAUUCCCCAAGCACUGUAUAAACUGUACAUGGUGUAGGAAAUAUAUUUAGUAGAUUUCUUUCCAAUGGCAUUACAUUUUAGUUAUGUAACACAGGUUCUAAGAAAAUUAAAAAGUAAAUAACAAAUGGAGUUUGUAAUAACUGUUGAAAACAUGACUUUUCAAAACAAGAUUUUUUUUUUUUAUCUUAAGACAGCUUACAUUGUAUAGCAUUAGUCAUUUCUGUGUCAUUCAUCAAUUCAUCAACUAAGUGUAAUAAUAUAAUUCAUUUUUAAACACGAAUCAUCGGAAUUCAGAUUAAAACAUAGGUCUACAAAAAAACGCAAAAUAAUGAUUAUAUCAGUCAUACUAUGAUAAUAUCAUGGGACAAAAACAAGUAUUAUUUAUUAUUGUUAUUCAUUUAUUAUUAUGUUUAUCAUGUUUAUUAUGUUUGUAAUUAUUAUAAUUAUUAUAUUUUGAUUUAUUUAUUUAUUUUUCAUUUUUAUUAUCGUGGUUGUUGCUCAAUAUUAUUCACCACGAUUAUUUCAUUCUUGAAGAAGUGUCCGCACACAACAGACACUCCAUUUAAGAAAACAAGCGGAUCAGGAGAAAUUAAAAUGUUUAUUACUGCUCCUUUAAAACUAAAACUUUAUAAGAACGUUUAUUCAAUUUUCUUUUAAUAUAAUCUUUAAUAUAUGGGGGUUUGAGACUGAUUCAGAUUAAUUCUUCGUGGAGGAACAAAUGCUUAUUUGUUUAAAGAGAACUGAACCCCAAUGCAAAAUACUCAUUCAUUCGUCAAAAGAACCACAAUGAUCAAAAGGUUAAAAGAAAGUUACGAACAUUUUAGCAUUUUGAAAUAGAACUGCAAUAAUGUAAUAAGACUAAUAUGACGGCACGCACAAAUAAUAGCCUAAUAUUGACAUCCUCUAAUCAAAUUUGAAUGUGAAAUUGCAUUUCCAAGGAAGCGUGUAAAGAGUGCACUGUUACGAUUCUAAGUGACCUAUUAAAUUUGAGACCUAUUUUACAAUAUUUAUUUACUCAUUUAUUAACAUAAGACAUUGCGGUUAAUGCAUUCUAGCUUAAAAGUUUUGGUUUUAUAAAAACAACAAAUAAAAAUAACGAUUAAACUGAGAUUUUUGAACCAUUGGCGUGUCCAGGCCCAUGUGGGGCACAGAUUCAUUCAAGGGUGGCAUAAAGAGUAAUUCAUCAUCCAUAAUAAUAAUAAUAAUAAAAUGUUAUUUAGUUAAAUUAUUUAUUAAUUCUUAUUAAAAGUGAAUAGCCUACUGUAAACACAGAAUACUCGAAGUAGCAUUUAUUUUUACAUUUUGUAUUUUUUCAGUAUAUUUUUUAUGUAGUGUCUCUUGAAACUGCAUAAAUGUUAUGGACACUGCUACUAUAGUGACUGUUUCUUUAACAGCGAAUCACGUUCAGUUUUAAGGAGUUUUCUAGAGAUUAAGCUACUAUACUUACAUUAAGGUAUACAUACCACGCAGAAAGGAAUAGUUCACAAAAGUGAAAAUUCUCUCAUCAUUCACGCACCCUUAUGCCAUCCCAGAUAUGUAUUGCAUUAUUUCUUCUGGAGAACACAGAUAUAUUUUUUUAGAAGAAUAUCUCUUGUCUGCAGGUCCAUUAUUAAGACCUUAUUCAGGCUAACGCCAUCUUUGAUUUUGAAUGGGAAUGACAACAAGUCUGUGAGGGAUAGACUCACCAUCUCUUCAAUGACACAAAUGGUAUAAAUCUGUAUAAAGCGCCUUGAUCAUAUCUGAUUUUCCACAACUCAUGCUGUCUGGAGUUCUUUGUCUACUGAAUGUUCUUGGACAGAUAUUUUAUCAAUGUUUUGUCCACAGAACAAUCCAAAAAGCCUUUAAACUGCAGUACAGCCCAUUGAAGAGACUGUAAGUGUAUCCCUCACAGCUUUAUUGUCAUGAUGGCACUAGCUUGAAUAAGGUAUAUACAAUGCAAGUGAAUGGGGGCUAGAAGUUUGAAUCUCCAAAAAUCACACAAGUCAGCGUAAAAGUAAACCAUAAAACUCCAGUGGUUAAAUCCAUGAGGUAAAUAUAUGUUUCAUAAAUAAACAAAAGCAAUGAAACUUCUGGAUUCCAAAAUAUUUAUAAAAUUAUAGUAGCAUCAAAAAGAGUUCAAAGUUCGUGAACAUGUUGAAACGUAGGCCUACAUAUUUAAUGUACAUAUUCUUUAUUAUACAAGUUGCCUGCAUCACAGGCAGAAAAUAAAUGAGGAUAGGCCUAUUACCGUAUGGAGUCGCUUAAAUAAUUGAGUCGUUUUAAUAACACAAAAUAGGUGUCGUUUUACAAUGACUUUAGGAUUCAUAUUGGCAAUAUAUCCAACACUAACCAGGUGCUUUUUUUUUAAUUUGCUGACAAAUUAGAAGUGUUCCGUUUCUAUACCUUAAUUUGAUAGGCUAUGUGAGUGCAAUAAUAUGUAUUAUACCCAUGAACUUUCCGUGUAUGUGCACAGUAAAUCAUGAUGAUUUAUUGUGCACAUACAUGGAAAGUUCACCCCUAAAUUUAUAUAUUAUAUGUUAGAUAAUACAAAUAUUCCUGCAUAGUCUAUUGACCUAUAUAGUAGACCUUAUUAUUUUUAGCUAAUUCUUUUCUUAUUUACAGUGCAUCCAGAAAGUAUUCACAGAAUUAUUCCAAAAUUGAUUAAAUUCAUCAUUUUCCUCUAAAUUCUUUAAAAAUUAAAAACGAAAAAAAAUAAAGCCUUUGCUGUGAAUACUUAUGUACAUGUGAUUUUUUUCGUUUUUUAUUUUUAAUAAAUUUGCAAAGAUUUCAAACAAAUUUCUCUCACAUUGUCAAUAUGGGGUAUUGUUUGUAAUUUUGGAAUAAGGCUGUAACAUAACAAAAUGUGGAAAAAGUGAAGACUUGUGAAUACUUUCCGGAUGCGCUGUAAAUAUAAAUAAAAUAAACAAAAAAAAACAAAACCAUGGUCACACCAUAUACUUCAAAAGGUGUAAGAAUCUCAACUUAAACUGUAUUAAAUGUAUGAAGUGAAAUUUUGCAAUUGUCCAAUAGGUGUCUGCAUAAGUCUAUGUCCUAACGACACUCAAGCGCUCAACGAUUACUCAAGACAGAGCAAGUAUAUCUCCGACGAGUUUCAAGAAGUCUACUUAAAUUAUGAUUCUUUUGGGAAACAGCUCAUAAUUCUAAGAUGAUUUGUACGAAAGUCCGAGCUCUUGGGGGGGUCCCCUUUCACCAACUUGCAUUAUAAUAAUACAUUAUAUUACAAUUAUAUAUUAUAAAUAAUGGUACAUGCUAUUUACACCCAUGUGCAAAUAGUGGCAGAUAUUAUUUGUGUAACAGGAGCCAGCUGGUAUGUGAUAGAUGUGUGCAGUGUGUGUAAACCUCACUUCCCUGGCCUCAAGAGGUGCACUAGUGACUGACGCUAGAGGAUAUAGCAUUAAGCCUCCUAGUUAGAGUGCUCACCUCCCAUGCAGGCCAAUGUCGGUUCAAAUCCUACUCGAAAUGGGUCGAGCAGGAUCGGCAGCAUUUGCACUCCAACCUGGUGCAAAUAAUAAGACUGAAAACAAGGAUUCCAACCGCAGUAACUGACAACAGUACACAUUCACACUGUCUUUACACCCCACAAAACUGCAGUGACAUCUGUGUAUUAUGCCAUAUAUUCCUGUGGUUUCAUCAGACUAUUGGGGUGCAAAUAGCUGCACUGUGUGGCUGAUACUAAUUACACAUAGACACUCCAUUAAUGAAUUCACUAUGAAAUCAAUAGGCAGUGUAAUACGUGUAAUACAUUAUAUAAACUUUAUAUUAGCCUUCUUUGAUAAGCAUAAUUGCAAUGGCAAAAAAAAAGAUAUAUUCUUAUUAAACAGAUUAUUUAAGAAGACAUAUAUGAGUAAUUAACCAUGGAGUUUUAAACUUAAAUAGGCCAAAAUAAAUAGUUUAAAUAUGUUAACAAAGGAGGUUGGAGUGAGAGUGUGCAAUGAGAGAUUCCCUCUCUCUCUUCCUCCAAUAGCUGGUUCAAAUAGGCUCGUCUAUAUUCUUUAUUGCAGGCUGGCUGCAAAAUGGCAGUAAGGCUUAAAGUGUCGCAGUAGGUUAAAUCUGUCCACUGCCUUGAAGUAUAACCAGAUAAUCUGUUAAUAUUUAGGCAGGUCUAUUAGUAGUUCGGUAAUUCUAAUUCUGUUCUGUGUGCAUUUGUUCAGUUUCUGGUCAACGUAACAAAACCUUAGGCUAUGUGAGAGCCCCUUAUGAUUCACAUUGUAUACAUUCACGUUACAUGCAUUUAUUGCCUCACUUUCAUUCAUCUCUAUGAUUUAGCAUCAAUACAUCUGAAACUCAGUCUUAUUAAAGCCAUCAUUAUUUCUUUAUUAUUAUUUAUUCACGCUGGUUUGCACCUACUCCGCACAGUGUUAAAUCAACCCAACAACUUGGUUUACAGAAAACAACCCAUUGCCUAUCCUAGCACUGGGCCAUUCUGUCAACCCAAAUGUUGGGUUAAUAGAAACCAGUGUUGGGUUACACUAACCCAGCAAAUGAGUUAUUCGUUCAACUCAAAUGCUGUUUCUCUUUUACAGGAAUGCUGGGUUAAAUGUAUCUUAUAAGUGGGUUAACAAUUUCAGGUUG